GAAUAAUAUGCAUUCCUGAAAAGGAUGCGAAACGUCAAUAAUGAAUAAAUUCAGUUCAGUGCAUAUAACCCGUAAAAACUUUUAUUUAAUGAGUGAUUUUGUUACUUCAAUACCUCAUCGGGAUAUGGCCACUGAAGGAGCAAUCAAACAUUUCUAGUAUGUUAAUUACGAAGUUGUUUUAAGUAAAAUGUAGGUUCAUUACAAGUACAGCCGUAAUAGAAAUCUAUUGUCUAGGUUUGUAAUAAGCACGGAGUUUGUGUGUAGCUACGAGAUGAUCCCGUUUACGCACAAUUCAGUGCCCACAAACAAUGGUACUGCCAGAAUGUCGCGGCCCAGGCGCCUCUGUUGACAACUGACACCUGAGUGGUGAAUGAUCCUCCAGCAAUAUAUAAAGUCCUCGAACCAUGCCAACGACAUCAUUCGCUCUGGUUUCUUCCCGGAGCACAGUGCGCUCCUGAGUUGAGCCCGUUAAACAGUGUUUACGUAUAGCAUCUACGCCAAGAUGUCCAUGGUCCGAAGAUCUAGUAUGGACAGGAUGUCCUCCAGCAUGACUUCAAGUAUGACUGGGAUGGGUCUUGGUGGUAUAACAGGACUGACAUCAGGGAUGAGUACACUGAGCUGCAUGAGAGAACAGCAGAUGACCAUCGGUGGGAUGCCUUCGAAUUAUGUUCCGGGCCUGUCUGCUUAUUACAACAUCUCGAGUUUUUGCCAGCGUCCAGGACAGAGUCGCCGUUGGCCGAUGCAGCGUGCAGGACCUACGGCACAACAUCGCCCAGGCCGCUCGCACAGCACAGGCGCUCUUCAUCGCAUGAAGCAUUCGACAAGGAACAGUCCUAAUACACAAUACACCCAUAAUAUGAUUUGCAAAAUGGCAGAUCAAAAUGAACGUCGUCGUCGUCAGGACACCUUGGAAAUGAUACCUCAGAGCUACUACUCUCAACAACCUUUGAAAGUUGAGCUCACCGAAUUUUACUCUCGUGACAAUUCGAAGGAUCAUCAUACCGAGCAAUAUGAUUUGGUAAACGAUAAUGUUUUACCUAAUCCUGUUUUGAGAAGAGGUCAGAACUUCUUCUUUGCUGUGCGCUUUGAUCGUACUUACGAUAAGCAACAGGAUAUGAUUCGCAUCGUGUUCUGUUUCGGUCCUAAGCCGAGUGUUACAAAAGGCACUCGGGUAGUGUUACCUGUAAACUGGAGCAAUCAGCAGGGUGUCUUCCAACAUUCUCGUGAUAUGAUGGGGAUGGGUAUGGGAAUGGGCAUGGGCAUGGGUAUGGGAAUGUCGCGUAUGCAAGACAAUAGCACUAAUAUGGGAAACAUGAGUACCAUGGGCACUAUGGGAACUAUGGGUACCAUGAGCUCGAUGGGACCAAUGAGUGGAAUGAGGGAAACUACUACUUAUGGUGCCCGUCGCAGUUCCUUUAGUAAUGAACCCUUGCCUUUACAACAUAGUCCCCUUAGCCCUCACGGGCCCAUGGAUAGACCAACCAUGGUGGAUCGCUAUGGCGGUACAACUCAGCACUCGUCAUUUGGUCGUGGUUAUGGCUCACGACAUGGUUCACGACAUGGAUCCAUGCAGAAUUUAGCGUCUCUUGCACAUGAUAUGGACCGUUGGGAUAUAAGUAUUCAACGACAGGACGGAAACACAAUAACUUUCCAAGUGCAUGUACCAGCUACUGCUCCUGUCGGUGUCUGGAACUGUUGGGUGCAGACUAACCGCUUCGGCCAACGAGACAAUCGCCAGGACUAUAAAUGUGAUGAGGAUGUUUACAUUCUGUUCAAUCCCUGGUGCAGAGAGGACCCUGUUUACAUGGAUAAUGAGUCAUCUCGGAAGGAAUAUGUGCUCAAUGAGCAAGGGAAGAUCUGGUGUGGAACUUGGCGUCAACCCAAAGGACGUAAAUGGAUCUAUGGACAGUUCGACGAUGUGGUUCUGCCUGCCUGCAUGUAUCUAUUGGAACGUAGUGGCCUAGAGCACUCUGAACGCGGUAAUCCGAUUCGGGUCUGCAGAGCUAUUUCGUCCAUGAUUAAUUCAAACCAUGACGAUGAUGGCUUAAUGGUUGGUCGCUACGACGGCGAGUAUAAAGACGGUGUAGCUCCACAUGCCUGGACAGGUUCCGUCGCCAUUCUGGAGAGGUACCUGACCGAAGGCGGCAGACCUGUUGAAUAUGGGCAGUGUUGGGUAUUUUCAGGGCUCGUAGUCACGAUCUGCAGAGCUUUGGGUAUUCCAUGCAGAUCGGUUACCAAUUACGUAUCUGCGCAUGAUACCAACAGAACAUUCACCGUUGAUAAAUACUUCGAUAGAGAUGGUAACGAAGUGCCAAAUGGACCUGAUGAAGACUGCUACGACUCUUGCUGGAAUUUCCAUGUUUGGAACGAUGUCUGGAUGCAGAGGCCAGAUUUACCUCAAGGUUACAGCGGCUGGCAGAUUAUCGAUUCCACACCACAGGAAGAAGCUGAAGCCGUAUAUCAUUGCGGUCCUGCUAGUGUAGAGGCUGUGCGAAGAGGGGAAGUAGGCUUCCAAUACGAUACACCCUUCAUGUAUUGCCAAUUGAACGCCGAGUUAUGCCACUUCCAAGAAGAAGAAAACUCGGAAUGGGGCUUCAUUAGAAUGGCUUCGAAUCAGUAUCAAGUUGGCCGCAAAAUCCUCACCAAAAAUCCUAAUCGCGAUGACGAUGAAGGGGAAAGUGAUAUGUUGGAAAUCACUCAUGAAUACAAAACCGUGGACAGCUCUUCUCCUGAGCGUUUAGCUGUCAUCGCCUCAUGCCGUGGAUACCAACGCCUGCAGCAAUAUUACGAAUAUCCUGACCGCAACUUUGAAGAUGUUUAUUUCGACCUUAUGGAUAUAGACCUCGUGCCUUAUGGCCAGCCUUUUGAUUGCACGAUGAAUAUACAGAACAAGUCGCAUGAAGAUCGUACCAUCUGGUGUGUAUUGACAGCAUCUUCAUGCUAUUACACUGGCGCGAUCGCUUCUCGCCUACGAAGGGCGCAGGGCGAAUUCAUAGUCAGAGCAGGACAGCGAGAAGUUCUCAAAUUACACGUCACUCCUCAAGAGUACAUGGAUAAGCUAGUGGAUCAUGCCAUGAUAAAGGUGCACGCUAUGGCUUAUGUGAAGCAAACUCGUCAGGCUUGGUCAGAUGAGGACGAUUUCCCAUUGCACAAACCAAGGAUGCAAGUGCAGGUCAGGAGUCAACCUUGUGUCGGCCAAGAGUGCGCUGUGACAUUUAGCUUCCAGAACCCGCUAAGCGUGCAUCUGACUGAUUGCUACUUCACCUUCGAAGGUCCCGGAGUGCAGAGGCCGCGCCAGAUAAGGUUCCGGGAUGUGAAGCCAGGUGAGUUCGUGAACUACCAGGAUAAAUUCGUGCCUCGGCGGCACGGCGAGAAGCGCAUCGUGGUGACUUUCUCAUCACGCCAGCUCGACGAGAUCUUCGGUUGCACUAUGGUGAAUGUGCGUGGCUAGCUAGCCCCCGGGCCCCGGGCGCCAUCCCCGCGCGCCUCUCCGGGGCCUACCUCACCGCCUGCACUGCAAAUGGACCGCUCCUACGUGUCAUAUGUGGCGCCCGAACAACAUGUGUAUGUUCAAGAAGAGGAAGUUGUCGUCCUAAAGUCUAUUUAACAGACUGUUGUGACAACACGAGCGCUUCCUUACGAAGUAUUGCAAUGAGGGUCCAUUUUGUUAAACGUGCAAAUAUUUAUUUUAGUUUAAUAACUCUUUAUCUUGAUCUUACAACGGCGACUCGGCAUGGAAAAUAUUUAUUCAAUAUUGUUUUCGGAGUGAAUAGACACAUAAGCACGAAUCAAUUUAAAAAAAAACAAAAAAAAGUUAACACAUUUUGUCUCACAGAGUGAUUUCUUAGCGUACCUAAUGAAUGUAUUUAAUCAAUUUUGCUAAUUUUAAGGAUGAAACCGAUGCUUCAAGUGCCAUUUUAAUUAAAUUUAAGUUAAUAAGUUAUUAUAGUGUAAGGAAUAAUCGAAUUGUUUGUUACUUUUAAGUACCUAUAUCGUAUAAAUUUUUUAUCAUACUAUUUAAAAUGCGUCGUACAAAAACAUGUGUCUAACUAUAUUUUAUGAAUUAAAUGCACUGUUUGUUUGUGUGUUUUUGGGAUCUCAAAAAUAAUAAAGCAUUCAAUGC
Chilo suppressalis (striped riceborer) is the source of this 4123-nucleotide messenger RNA. Lineage: Eukaryota; Metazoa; Arthropoda; Insecta; Lepidoptera; Crambidae. The record is from the annotation of a GenBank genome assembly.